AACAGUAGAGAGCGGCUAGCCUACCAACUGCAUCGGUGCCAACUCACAUCCCACGUUCCUUCUUUUUAAUUUCUCUUUGCUUUUCCUCAAGCCAUGAUGCCCCGGAUCCUCCCUAAGGCCUCCUCUGCCAUGGCCACCUUCCCUUGCUCUAGGGUGAGAAGUGGGUUUUGCGUGUGGCCGGAUGUGAGGCAACUCUGCUUCAGAAAAAGUCUUCUAUAUGGUUUUAUGCGACUCUUUUCUACACCAUUGAAGACAUUACGUGGAGCUAGUCGAUCACUGAGAGUUAAUCAAUUCUGCAGCGUAGUGAAUAUGUCUUCCUCAUUGCAAAUUGAAUUGGUGCCGUGCCUCCGGGACAAUUACGCAUAUCUGUUACAUGAUGUAGAUACGGGGACGGUGGGCGUUGUUGAUCCUUCUGAAGCUGUGCCUGUUAUUGAUGCUUUGACCAAGAAAAAUCGUAAUUUGACAUACAUACUGAACACUCACCAUCAUCAUGACCACACCGGUGGGAAUGUAGAGUUGAAAGCAAGGUACGGAGCGAAGGUGAUUGGUGCAGGAGUAGACAAGGAAAGGAUUCCUGGUAUUGACAUUUAUUUGAAUGAUGGAGAUAUGUGGAUGUUUGCAGGCCACGAGGUGCUUAUAAUGGAGACACCUGGUCAUACUCGAGGUCACAUCAGCUUCUAUUUUCCUGGAUCUGGAGCAAUUUUUACUGGGGACACUUUUUUCAGCUUAUCAUGCGGCAAGCUCUUUGAAGGAACCCCUGAGCAGAUGCUCUCUUCUCUAAGAAAGAUCAUGUCAUUGCCAGACGAUACAAGUAUAUACUGUGGUCAUGAAUACACACUGAGUAAUUCAAAGUUUGCGCUAUCUAUAGAACCAUCAAACAAGGAACUUCAUUCCUAUGCUGCCCAUGUAGCCCAUCUUCGAAGUAAGGGCUUGCCCACGAUCCCAACUACCCUGAAGAUGGAAAAGGCCUGCAAUCCAUUCCUUCGUACGAUGAGCACGGAAAUUCGGCGGUCUUUAAACAUUGCAGUCACAGCAGAUGAUGCACACGCCUUAGGUGUCAUCCGCCAAGCAAAAGAUAAUUUUUAGGCCUUUUUCAGCUUGAAAUUAUAAAAUUCUGGUUCUAUAUAUACUUAAUCUGUAUAGAUUAGGAUGAUGAAUCCUUCUGCAAUAAUAGUUUCUUGAUGCCAUCUCUUUGUAGAAAUUUCAGAUGCUUAAUUUGAGUCCAAAUGAGAGUGAUGUUACUAAAUUAUGUUUUGGUCUGUUGGCGUGAGGGGCACCAGUGAUUUGCUGGUUGAAGUCCACGAGAAUGAUCUGUAUGUGCUACUAUUGUAUCAUAUUUGGUGGCAGAGAAUGUUGCCUUUCUAAUUUCUAUUCGUCACCUGGGGUGGCAC
Messenger RNA from Neltuma alba, 1391 nucleotides. Its product is annotated as probable hydroxyacylglutathione hydrolase 2, chloroplastic. Lineage: Eukaryota; Viridiplantae; Streptophyta; Magnoliopsida; Fabales; Fabaceae. Gene Ontology annotation, molecular function: hydroxyacylglutathione hydrolase activity. The transcript has 8 exons. The coding region runs from base 94 to 1086 and encodes 330 amino acids. The record is from RefSeq and is a predicted model, not a curated record.